CACUUAUUUAUAAGAAACGGCAGGAUACUGGUAGAAAUGGUGUAGAGUUUAGACAUACCGCUCCUUGUGUUUACCUUUGUAAGACAGUAUCAAUCUGUAUAGAAGCAUAUUUCUAACCAGGAAAUACUACGACAAUUUAAUAAAUUAUUAUUGGUAACCCGGCUCAUAAAAAUUUUGAGAAGACUCAAAACCUUUAUUUAUUACGGUGCUCAACUGCUCAUAGACCUUUGAAGCGUUUGUGCAAUGCUAGUAUCCAGUAUUCUCUGGGGAUUUUUUGCACUGUCCAGUUACAAUGUUCUGGCCGAGGUUUUUCUUUCCAUGGCGGAAGUGGAAACACUUAUAACAACGGAGAAAAUGCUUCUAGAUGUCCUCAAAAACCAUUUACACCAAGAGAAAUUGCGGCUGACCAAAGCCCAAGGUUAUCGUGAACUUGUGCGAGACUUGGCCCAGGCAAAAUCAGAGGAGUCGCACUUGCAUCGGAUAAAGAUAGACCAAUGCCUGAAACACCGUGUGGACAUUUUCAACAACAUUACUGAUGUGCUUUCACAGGAGACAUUCGCUGAACAAAAUCGCUCCAUUCUCGGCUUGCGAAUAUCGCGUGCAUUUCCCGAUAAGACCGAUAUGGAAGGCAUAGCGGAUGCUUUUGCCAUGCUGCAGAUGAUAUACAAACUGCAUCCACGUGAUAUUGCCAAAGGUCGAAUUCCCGAGACGCGGCGCACGAUGCCGUUCACAUCGGAGGAAGCGGCGAUCAUUGGCUACAAUCAAAUCAAGAAUAAAUUGUUCAACUCAGGCUCAGCAUGGCUGGAAAUGGCUUUAGAAAUUCAUCGGAACGAAAAGACCAAAACUGCCCAAAUUUCUGAUGUGCUCCACUGGUUGCAGUAUGCUGUUUACCAUGAGACCAACAAUGUCGUCAGGGCACGGGAGAUUCUACAGAAGAUCCAUGAGAUUCAGCCAGAUUAUCCCGGGCUGGAGAAAAAAUUCACGCAUUAUUUCGAGCACAUUCGAAGGUUAAAAAGCGGACAGAUAUUCCAGAUGUACAUUGCGCCAACUGCUACGCAAGCGUAUAACAGCGACAUCGCCGCAGUUAUCGAAGAUCCUGAAUUUCCUGACACACAAGCAUACGGUGCGUUAUGUCGGGGUGAAAAGCGCAUGCAUGCGCUGGAUAAGAGGAAAUUAAACUGUUUUUAUCAAACACACGGAGAUCCCUAUCUACUUAUUCAGCCAAUCAAAGUCGAGAAGGUCUAUAUUGAUCCGGAAAUUCUAAUUCUGCACGAUAUCAUUUUGGAUUCGCAAAUAAUACGCCUUCGAGAAAUCGGAUAUCACCAUUUGGUUCGUGGCCGAAUUGUGGAUGAGAACAAUCCAAACGGAACGGAAUUCGAGAAUGCUCUUGUUACUAAAGACAGGAUCGCCAAAAUAGCAUUUCUGGAUCCGGCGCUCGAUCCGGUUAUUCCGACCGUUAACCGCUACAUCGGUUACGCAACGAAUCUCGAUCACGCUGUAGCCGAAGACCUACAGGUCAACAAUUACGGUAUUGGGGGUCACUUUGCGCCCCAUCACGAUUAUUUCGGGAAUAUUAAGAAUCCAGAUGCGGUAACAGACGAGGAAUGGGGUGACCGGAUAGCGACACUGUUAAUCUACAUGACCAAUGUAGAAGCUGGUGGGGCGACGGUAUUCCCACUGCUAAAUCUAACGCUAUUUCCGGAGAAGGGUUCAGCGGCAUUUUGGUACAAUAAAUUCAAGGAUGGUUUUCCCGACUGGCGAACGCUGCAUGCCGGCUGUCCGGUGUUAUCCGGUAACAAGUGGGUGUCUAAUAAGUGGUUUCGGGAAAGAGGCCAGGAUCGUAGGCGGCCGUGUGGACUGCAACGAGAUGGGUUCGGCGAUCUUGAUGGUGUGUUGACACUUCAAGAGCCACUGCAGGUACUCUAGGCAUUUUAAUUUGAAACUUUUCUGUCCUAAUUUUUGUUUUAUAAAAAAAUAUUGUUGUCUUCGUCGGUUUUGUAAACUCUACUGCGUUUGGAUCCGCUGGCAUGAAAGCACACGGAGCAUUCCCAGGGUAAA
Molecule: messenger RNA, 2058 nt
Organism: Paramacrobiotus metropolitanus
Lineage: Eukaryota; Metazoa; Tardigrada; Eutardigrada; Parachela; Macrobiotidae
Product: prolyl 4-hydroxylase subunit alpha-2-like
Exons: 5
Coding region: 244-1926 (560 amino acids)
Biological process (GO): peptidyl-proline hydroxylation to 4-hydroxy-L-proline
Cellular component (GO): endoplasmic reticulum
Molecular function (GO): procollagen-proline 4-dioxygenase activity; iron ion binding; L-ascorbic acid binding
Source: RefSeq, a predicted model, not a curated record